AUGUGCCAGUGCUACAGGUCCAGAAAAGUUUUAAAACUACGUCUAAUUGAAAACGGACAGAAACGUUGUGUAAAGAAUAUAGUGAAAAAAGAUUUAGAAAUACUAUGUAUAAGUCAGAUAACGUUGCAUGGGGCAUUAAAAACGAAUGUGUUAGAUUUUCGAAAAUCUAUGUCUGCAGAUUCGUCAAAAAAGCUAUACCAAAAAUCUAUUUAUCGAUUAAGAUCGUCAUAUAAACCUGGAGCAACUAAAGAUGGGUUAUUCGAUGCUUAUACGGAAUAUAGCGUCCAAAAUGAUGGAUAUGUGAUUUACCAACUAGAAUCUCCGUCAAAAAUAGCUAGUUGGAGAUAUUGUCGUUUACUAGUUAUUGAAAUGUGUCACGGUACAACUACACCAUGA
Molecule: messenger RNA, 396 nt
Organism: Trichoplax adhaerens
Lineage: Eukaryota; Metazoa; Placozoa; Uniplacotomia; Trichoplacea; Trichoplacidae
Exons: 4
Coding region: 1-396 (131 amino acids)
Biological process (GO): tRNA metabolic process
Cellular component (GO): cytoplasm
Molecular function (GO): D-tyrosyl-tRNA(Tyr) deacylase activity
Source: RefSeq, a predicted model, not a curated record